AUGGCAUGCCUCUCUUUCUCGGCCUGUUCUACUGUUAGGCGCUCAAGCAAUAGGGAUGGCCAUGAACCAAAUGACCAAAAUAUUAGUAGUGUCAAAAUCAAUGGUACUUCUAGCUAUCCUUCAGCUAAGGUCGAAUUAUCAGGCAAAAGGAAUGGAGCUGCAACAGUUGCUUCUGAGAAUCUUUACAUCAGUACUCAGGAGGUUCGACAAAACAUUCCAACAAAGAAGCAACUGGUUGAUCCUUUUCGUCAAGGGCUGAUUAUUGAAGAGGGAGUUGGUUACAGGCAAACUGUUGUUAUUCGAUCAUAUGAAGUUGGUCCUGAUAAAACUGCAACACUUGAGAGCGUACUCAACCUUCUUCAGGAAACAGCAUUGAACCAUGUAUGGAUGUCAGGCCUUCUUGGUGAUGGAUUUGGAGCAACACAUGGUAUGAUGAGGAACAAUCUUAUUUGGGUUGUUUCAAGAAUGCAAGUUCAAGUUGAUCAUUAUCCAAUUUGGGGUGAAAUAAUGGAAAUAGACACAUGGGUUGGAGCAUCAGGCAAAAAUGGCAUGAGGAGGGACUGGCUGCUUCGAAGUCAUGCCACAGGACUUGUUUUCGCUCGUGCAACAAGUACAUGGGUGAUGAUGAACCAGCAAACUAGACGCCUGUCGAAAAUGCCAGAUGAAGUCAGGGCUGAAAUCUCCCCAUGGUUCAUUGAGCAGCAAGCUAUCAAAGAAGACAUCCCAGAAAAAAUUGAGAAGUUGGAUGAUAAUGCAAAAUAUAUCAUUUCAGGCUUGCAGCCAAAAAGGAGUGAUUUGGAUAUGAACCAGCAUGUCAACAAUGUCAAGUAUGUUCGGUGGAUGCUUGAGGCAAUUCCUGACAAAUUUUUCGAGAAUCACCAGCUUUCUGGCAUCAUUCUAGAGUACAGGAGAGAGUGUGGAAGCUCAGAUGUCGUCCAAUCCCUCUGUGAGCCUAAUGAAGGUGGACUUAUUGCAGAUGGAAUUCAACAAGAUAACAACAUUCGUCUACUGAGCGGAUUUUCACGGUCAUCAGGAGUCAUUGAAGGCAAUGGACUGCUCCAAUCUUUAAAUCCAGGGCCAUCCAGCCAUACACAUCUUCUCCAAGCAAAAGGAGAAUCCAGAAAUGAAGAAAUUUUAAGGGGAAAAACAACAUGGAAGAGAAAGAUCAAUAGCCUGCCUUUGCAGGGAUGAAUCAAGAGGUUAUGGAAAAGGGAUUAGGCUACACUGCUUGCUAGCUAAUCCUCAGGACCAUAAACUCGAAUCAAAAUCAAUUUGCUGGCGUCAAAUCAGAGUGUGAAAAUUGCAUUCUCUGUAAAUUCCAUGAAAAUUUUCACCUAAACUUCUGCUAGAAUUAUAGAAUUGUACAAACCGUUAAU
This is a messenger RNA of Coffea eugenioides, 1376 nucleotides long. Its product is annotated as palmitoyl-acyl carrier protein thioesterase, chloroplastic-like. Gene Ontology annotation, biological process: fatty acid biosynthetic process. Lineage: Eukaryota; Viridiplantae; Streptophyta; Magnoliopsida; Gentianales; Rubiaceae. Gene Ontology annotation, molecular function: acyl carrier activity; fatty acyl-[ACP] hydrolase activity. Bases 1 to 1191 code for a protein of 396 amino acids. The record is from RefSeq and is a predicted model, not a curated record. The transcript has 6 exons.